Messenger RNA from Penicillium cosmopolitanum, 825 nucleotides. RefSeq lists its product as uncharacterized. Gene Ontology annotation, molecular function: dioxygenase activity. Bases 1 to 825 code for a protein of 274 amino acids. Lineage: Eukaryota; Fungi; Ascomycota; Eurotiomycetes; Eurotiales; Aspergillaceae. The record is from RefSeq and is a predicted model, not a curated record. The transcript has 3 exons.
AUGACUACCCUCCCUAUUAUUGACCUUUCGGCAAAGCAGGACCCCGCAACUGUUGAAAAUUUGCGACAUGCGUUACGUAAAUACGGCGCCUUUCGUUUAUGGGCUCCCGAACUGAAGCAGGCAGUUGCUGGAGGCCUAUUGCGCGAGGCCCGAGGCUUUUUUCAGCUCCCAACUGAAGUAAAACAACGAACAAAAGGGUAUUCAGGCUUUGGCACGGAACUCAUUCGUGGAACUACGCCAAUACCAAAAGAAGGCAUCAACUUCUUCCGGAAGAACGACCAGCGAGAUGGUUGUAUUCCUCCCCCAGCCGAGUUUUUUCGCCAUGUCAUAGCAAUACAUGAUAACUGGAAGCGUUCUCAAGACCAGUUGUUUAACUUAGUCUUUUGUGACGUUCUCGAGUCGGAUAUACCCUUGACGGGGACCCCGUCGCUUGACUAUGAGUCGGUAGGUAUACAAUAUUAUAACCCUCAACGGAUGAUCACCGGGGACGGCGAUUAUUCUCCUCCGCACAUGGAUGGUGGCACGCUUACGAUAUUGAUUCGGGAGGAUGACGAAGGUGAUGGACUAGAGGUUGCGGAUCUUGAAUCCACAGAGGAGCUUGGUAGCGACGGUGUAGGUCGCGAGGCUGAUUUUUUGCGUGUUCCUACGGCUCCAGAUGAAGUGGUUGUAAUGGUAGGAACUCGAUUGCAGCGUAUAAUGGGGAGAACCAAGGCUCGCGCCUGCGUGCACCGAGUUGUUGGCCCAGGCCAGAAACAUAGCACGGAUGAUCGGGUUAGCGUUGGAAUAUUUCGUGCCUGUGUUCCUCAUCCUCCUCCCCCUGCUUAG